This is a messenger RNA of Symbiodinium sp. CCMP2456, 1455 nucleotides long. NCBI's taxonomy places the organism in Eukaryota, Dinophyceae, Suessiales, Symbiodiniaceae. The record is from the annotation of a GenBank genome assembly.
AUGCUCAGAAAGCAGCUGCGCACAGCGCUGGGCGCAAGGUUCCGCUGCACGUCCUGCAGCCGCCUGCAAGCGGUCCGUAGACAUGCCGCUUCAGGGGGAGGCACCGAACGUGUCGAUGCGGCGUCUGAGGCCCCGGAGGCCAAGGCUGCCGAGCAGGCUGAGGCACAACGUCGGCUCUUCCAGGCGUCAGCCGGUGCGAUGUCCCUUCACUAUUGCCGAGACCAUGGGAUGAACAGCAUCUCGCGGUUUCUGCGCAAAAUCACCAUCGACAUGAGUUACAGCUUCAGACACUGGCGGAGGCACCAGCGUGCUACGCGGCACUUGCUGCUGUGGACGCCCUCGAAAAUCUUAAAGUCUGACAACAUACGUCGACUGAUUUUUCCAGAUCUGGCCCUCAUUGGUGCAACAUCCAGUUUUGUGUGCUACUACAACGUGAAUUCUGAUUUGGUUGCCAGCAUCGUUGGCCGAAGCUUCGACCUGGCACUGCCAAGCUUGCUGUCGCUUCCGGUCGAGUGCUUCACCUUGACUUCUGUGGCUUUGGGCUUGCUUGUGACCUUCAAAACCCAGACCAGCUAUCAGCGGUUUACCGAAGGUCGCUCACUUUGGGGUCUGCUCAUCAAUGAGUCCCGGGCGAUGGCGAGCAGGACCAUGGCGAGGGUGCCCUCGUCGACAGGAAUCUUGUCUUCGGAUGUUGCGGACGGGAAAACGUAUGCCAUCAAGCUGAUCAGGACCCUGCCGGUGGUUCUGAAAUAUCACUUGACCGAAGACGGAUGCAAUCCGAAUAUCGAAAUCAAGCAGUGGACUUCGGACCAGCAAAUCCGACAGCAAACCACCGCAGCACUCAAAUGCGAGCUUCAGCAACUUUGGAAUCCCUACGAUGCAAAACAGAACAGCUUUACAGAACGGCUGGUUGAGGCCGAUGUGGCCAACCGCCCUCUGUAUGUGUUGCAUGAGCUGCAACAUACCUCCGCCAGCAUCUUCGCCCAGCCAACCCUCGGAGGCCUGGAUGCAGUUGCAGCGACGGAGAUGGACCGCAGCCUCACCACCUUCCACAAUGUCCUUGGAGCAUGCGAGAAGAUCCUCCGGACACCGAUAUACACGCCGUACACGAGAUUUACGAGUCGCUUUCUUUUUAUGUGGUGCAACUUCCUGCCAUUAGCAAUGUAUCCAGUGGCUGGACCUGCGCUAACCGUCCCGGUCACGCUGGUGACGAGCUUCUUCAUGCUCGGCAUAGAGGACAUUGGCUCCAGGGUCGAGCAGCCAUUCAACGUGUUGCCACUGUGGCAGUACUGCCAAACAAUCGACCAGUCCUGCUUGCAAAUCGUCAGGCAUCACGACCUUUUGGAGCAGAGCGACCAUGCGAUCGGCGAAGAUGAUCUGCACGAGUUUGACUGGGAUGUUGAAUCCUUGGGGUCCUACGUCGAUCCACUGGCCACCAGCCACAAGAAGACCUGA